This is a messenger RNA of Paramormyrops kingsleyae, 1183 nucleotides long. NCBI's taxonomy places the organism in Eukaryota, Metazoa, Chordata, Actinopteri, Osteoglossiformes, Mormyridae. The record is from RefSeq and is a predicted model, not a curated record.
GGUAUCGGAGGAUGAAUGUUUUGAAGAGCAAGACACAUACUUUUCGAAAUAUGGGCAGAUAUCCUCCUCGGAGGAUGAAUGUUUUGCAGCGGAAGAGACAUACUUGUCGGAAAAGGGACAAAUGAGCUUCUCGGUGGAAGAAUGUUCUGAAAAGGAAGAGACACGCUUGUCCAAAACUCGGCAAAUGGGCUCCUCGGAGGAUGAAUGUUCUGAAAAGGAAGAGACACGCUUGUCUAAAACUCGGCAAAUGAGCUUCUCGGAGGAUGAAUGUUCUGAAAAGGAAGAGACACGCUUGUCCAAAACUCGGCAAAUGAGCUUCUCGGAGGAAGGAUGUUCUGAAGAGGAAGAGCCAUACUUGUCGAGAAAUGCACAAUUGUCCUCCUCGGAUGAUGAAUAUUUUGAAAAGAAAUGCUUGUCAAAAAAAGGGGAAAUCAGCUGGUGUACACGUGCACCAGAUAAAGGACGUAGGGUGCCAGCGCAGUAUAUAUUGAAGAUCACUCCGGGGCCAACAAGGUUUUGCAUUUCCCAAGCCAAGGAUAUAACGUCUACAUUUAUGUCAUUCUUUCCAGGAUCGAUGGAGAAGAUCAUCAUCGAUAUGACAAACCUGGAGGGGGAAAGGAGGUUCUCCAACGACUGGCAAGAAUUAACAGCGACUGAAUUCAAGGCAUUUAUGGGUCUUUUAAUUUUGGCAGGGGGUUUUCAAUCAAGUAAGGAAUCCAUUAGAAAGCUGUGGGACAGAAAAAUGGGAAGGUGGAUUUUCCGGGCGACGAUGUCCAGAAAAAGAUUUUUUGACUUGUUACAUGUCGUCACGUUCUACAAUCCAGAGUCGAGAGCAUUGAGGGAAUCGACUGACAAGCUGGCUGCGGUCCGGGACGUAUGGGACACGUGGUCAAGCAACCUUUCCAUUAUGUAUAAUCCCGGCCGUGAUAUAACAAUUGACGAGCACCUGGUUCCCUUCAGAGGCAGCUGCCCGUUUCGGGAGAACAUGCCACACAUACCCAGCAAGUCCGGCAUCAAACUGUGGGUAGCGUGCGAUUCAAGAUCCAGCUAUUGCUGGAAAGUCCAGGUCUACACAGGCAAGCCUCCGGGGGAAGAAACGGAAGAAAACCUUGCAAAACGCGUAGUGCUGGACUUGUCGAAGGGGCUGAAGGGCCUGCCCUUCGCUUCUCCUACCCUCCUGUAG